Molecule: messenger RNA, 6148 nt
Organism: Pseudophryne corroboree (corroboree frog)
Lineage: Eukaryota; Metazoa; Chordata; Amphibia; Anura; Myobatrachidae
Gene: FGFR3
Product: fibroblast growth factor receptor 3
Exons: 18
Coding region: 211-2718 (835 amino acids)
Biological process (GO): positive regulation of cell population proliferation; multicellular organism development; fibroblast growth factor receptor signaling pathway
Cellular component (GO): plasma membrane; signaling receptor complex
Molecular function (GO): fibroblast growth factor receptor activity; ATP binding; fibroblast growth factor binding
Source: RefSeq, a predicted model, not a curated record
CGCUCCUCCUGUGCUGAUGUUGCUUGUGCUGCGGGAGGGAAGGAUCUAACGUCGGGCACCCGGAGCAGCGCUGCCCCCUGUCCUGCUGCACAGCGCCCGGACCCCGAGACAGCAGCUAUAAGAGCCGCAGGUUUUUCUGUGUAUUGGUCACGGAGAGCGGUUGGAGGAUUACAGCGCUGGGUUCACCUGAGCAAAGCAUGCGACCAGAGGAUGCCUAAGGCUGGAGGGGGUAGCAGGUUAUCCCCUUGCCGAGGGAUUUCGGUGGGAAUGAUCACUGUGUGGGGCACACUCUGCUUUUUCCUGGUGACGGUGAGCGGAGUGCCAGCUGCCAGGCUGCCCAUUGCGGAGCCAGAGGAGGACGCUGCUGCAGAGAAAAAAGCAUCAGAUUACCACACCGGAGAGCCAACCCCUCUUGAUGAGCUUAUGUUUGGGAUUGGAGACACCAUAGAGUUGUCUUGUAGCGUGGAUAGCCCUCCUAUGCAGAUGUUAUGGUUGAAAGACGGGAUUGCGGUUAGGGCCAAUAACCGGACACACACGAGACAGAACCUGCUGAAGAUCACAAACGUUUCAUAUGACGACUCUGGGAUUUAUAGUUGUACAUUGUGGCAUUCUACUGAGAUUCUCCGGAACUUCACCAUCAGAGUAGCUGACAUGCCUUCAUCCGGGGAUGACGAGGAUGAUGACGACGAAGUCGAGGAGAAAGAACCCCCGUACUGGACACAGCCAGAGAAAAUGGAGAAGAAGCUCCAAGCAGUACCAGCCGCUAGCACUGUCCGGUUCCGCUGUCCUGCUGCAGGCAAGCCGCAACCCAGCAUCUACUGGCUGAAGAAUGGAAAAGAAUUCAGAGGGGAGCAUCGAAUUGGGGGCAUCAAGCUCCGUCACCUGCAGUGGAGCCUGGUCAUGGAGAGUGUAGUCCCAUCAGACAAAGGCAACUAUACUUGUGUGGUGGAAAACAAGUAUGGAACAGUUAUAAAAACCUUCCAGUUGGAUGUGCUAGAGAGAUCUUCUCACCGCCCCAUACUUCAAGCAGGGCUACCUGCCAAUAAAACGGUCGUGGUUGGGAGUGACGUCGAGUUUCAUUGCAAGGUUUACAGCGAUGCUCAGCCACACAUCCAAUGGCUGAAGCAUGUGGAGAUUAAUGGCAGCAAAUACGGACAGUACGGAGACCCCUACGUAUCUAUUCUAAAGACAUGGAUAAGCAAUUUAUCAGAAGCCGAUGUUAGCCUGUUUCUGUACAAUGUGACAGCAAACGAUGAAGGAGAAUAUUUGUGUAGAGCUAACAAUUCGGUAGGCGUAGCUGAAGCAGCAUUUUGGCUCAACAUUUAUGAACCAACAGCAGGUGAACCACCAGCAGAGCCGGUUGUGAAAGUGGAGGCCACCUCCUCCAGCUCAGUCAGUGUCCUUAUUGUGGUUUCUGCUACUAUCGUCUUCUUCUUGGUGAUCAUCAUCAUUAUUGUCACCUACCGAAUGAAAGCCCCUUCCAAGAAGACAAUGAACACGCCAACUGUGCAAAAGGUCUCUAAAUUUCCACUGAAGCGACAGCAGGUGUCUCUGGAGUCCAAUUCUUCAAUGAAUUCCAACACCCCCCUGGUGAGAAUUACCCACUUGUCCUCCACGGAUGGGACGAUGUUGGCCAAUGUUUCGGAGCUCGGGCUGCCAGCUGACCCAAAGUGGGAAUUGCCAAGAACUCGGUUGACCUUAGGGAAGCCCUUGGGUGAAGGAUGCUUUGGUCAAGUGGUGAUGGCUGAAGCGAUCGGUAUUGAUAAGGAUAAGCCAAACAAAGCCUCAACCGUAGCCGUGAAAAUGUUGAAAGAUGAUGCCACUGAUAAAGACCUCUCGGACCUAGUCUCUGAAAUGGAAAUGAUGAAGAUGAUCGGAAAGCAUAAAAAUAUUAUUAAUCUCCUGGGUGCCUGCACACAAGAUGGUCCCCUCUAUGUCUUGGUGGAAUAUGCAUCAAAAGGGAACCUUAGGGAGUAUUUAAGGGCUCGUCGUCCCCCCGGAAUGGACUAUUCAUUUGACACCUGCAAGAUCCCAGCCGAGCAGCUGACUUUCAAGGAUUUGGUCUCUUGUGCUUACCAGGUCGCCCGCGGGAUGGAAUAUCUGGCCUCUCAAAAAUGCAUCCACAGAGACCUGGCAGCCAGGAAUGUGCUGGUCACAGAUGAUAAUGUGAUGAAAAUUGCAGAUUUUGGGCUGGCCAGAGACAUUCACAACAUUGACUACUACAAGAAGACCACAAAUGGUCGGCUGCCUGUGAAAUGGAUGGCUCCGGAAGCAUUGUUUGACCGUGUCUACACGCACCAGAGCGAUGUAUGGUCAUUCGGAGUGCUGCUCUGGGAGAUCUUUACACUGGGGGGUUCUCCGUACCCUGGGAUCCCAGUAGAAGAACUAUUUAAACUCUUAAAAGAAGGUCACCGGAUGGACAAGCCGGCCAAUUGCACCCACGAGCUGUACAUGAUAAUGAGAGAGUGCUGGCAUGCUGUCCCAUCACAGAGGCCGACCUUCAAGCAGCUCGUUGAAGACUUAGACCGAGCGCUUACUCUAACAUCUACUGAUGAGUACCUUGACCUCUCUGUGCCAUUUGAACAGUAUUCACCAGCGUGCCAGGACAGUCACAGCACUUGUUCGUCAGGGGAUGAUUCAGUCUUUGCACAUGACAGUCUUCCAGAGGAACUGUGUCUUCCCAAGCACCAGCAUUACAACGGAAUCAUCAGAACAUAACUUUCAGCUGGAAACACACACGGGUGGAAGGUAGACUAGAGGCAUAUGGACAGGACUUCCGGUCGUUUUUUGAGCCGUACAAAUUACUUGCUGUAUAUGAAGUCAAGAAGCACUGUUUGGCCUGAAGGAACUUAUCACGUGCCAAGUAACAGAGAACAAAAAAAAAAAAUUAUAUUAAAGAUAUAUAUAUAUAUUUGAAAACUGAGAAUGUUAACGCUAGGGAUCAUCGUACUGUGACCUCUAGUGAUCCACUGAUGAGCAACCAAUCUGUGCCUGCAAUGCUAGGAGAAAAUCCAAUGCGUGAGAGAACACGUCUGUAAAAAUUGUAAACUCUGAUUUUUUUUUUUAUGAUUUUUUUUUAUUUUUUUUUUUAAAUGCAAUCUGACUUAUUUUUAUGUUAUUAUUUUUUAGUAGAUCUCAAAUGCUCAUCUGCUUGCAGGGAACAAGGUUACCUUCAAAAAUGUACUCUUAAAUUAUAUUUUUUGCAAAAAUAUGAUCUGAAACAUAGACUAUGAAAGGCCGCUUGUUGCUGUGGUGGCUACAUGCAGCACUAGGGAUCUCCUUAUUCGUCACCCCAGCACUUCCUGUGGAGCACCAGGCACAUGUAGUGGUGAAGGAUCCAAAUGGCUGUGCGAUGCUAAAAAAUUUGUUUCAUUUGAAAGCGCCUCUAAUACUGAUAGGACACUUUGUUGUGUACGGGAUUUGGGCUAAAUGUCUAGUUUGCAUUAUUUUACUAUUUAUUGGUGGGAAAAAGAAGAUUUUCGGUCGCAAACUAAUACAAUUUAGCUAAAAAUAUCAAACCCUAAUCUUUGCGUUAAUUUGCUGUAGCUGGUAGACUAUUAGACAUCAUAUUUAGUUGACGUAGAGUUUUGCCAUUGUGGUGUGGAUUUUGUAUUAAAAGAGAAUGAUCACUACUUAAUUAGUUAUUUGUUAUGGGCAUACAGAUUUAUUAACACUAAGAUGAUACUGUUGCUAUUAGAGACGUAUCUCAAAGGAUAAACGUAUUAGUUUAGUGCAGAGGUGGUGCUAGGUGCUUUGCUCAUAUGAGACCUCUACUUAAACCAAGAUUAAACAACCAGAGGCUCUUUAGCUCUUGUUGAGGGUAAGCGGAGGCUUGGGUUUAUUUUUAUUUAUUUUUUCUACAACAGAUAAUUAGUGUUAGCAGCUCUACAUUUAGACUGGACAUAACAUACUUCACAAAAAAUAUGGGGUAUUUAAGUUACGCGUUUCGCUUUUCAGAAUAAUACAGUUUUACAUCGCACUUAAAUGUCUCUCUCUCUCUCUCUAUAUAUAUAUAUAUAUAUAUAUAUAUAUAUAUAAUUUUUUUAAUUUUUUUUAUAUAUAUAUAUAUAUACACACUUACUUGCAUGCAUGCAUACAUACAUACAUACAUACAUACUUACAUACAUACAUACAUUAAAUAUAUAUAUUUUAAAAAAAAGUGCAGGAUUGUAUAAAGAAUAAAAGAGAAAUAAUCCUGGCAAUUUUUUUUUAGAGUAUUGUGUCCGUGUGUAGAUUGCUGUCAGAAGGACGCCUUGAAUGCCGGCUAUCUUCCUAGCUGUAAUAGUGCAGGUCUUCAUAGCACCUGCGUGACACCAACUUUUAAAAACAUUGAUCUGGUGAAAUAUAUAAUUUUAUAUGGUCACAGUUUUGUUUUAAAAAUUGUUAUUUUUUUUUUUUUAACUUGUAUAUUUGUAAAGUUAUUUAUAGACUUUAUUAACCUAUAUGAUCUUUUGCUUACAUAGUUGUAGCUUUAUUAUAAACACCAUACUUCACAGAUUUUAAAUUUAACUUAUUAACAGUCCAGAGAAAAUAUAUUCUGCUUUAAAUACUUUGUUUUAUUUUUGUGUUUUUGUUUUUUUUUCCGUUUUUUUUUGGGGGGUGGAAUAUGCGUUUUAUUAAAUUACCUGAAAGUGUAAAAAAAUGUAUAGUCCUUUUAAUUAGCUGCAUUAUAUGAUUGUAUGUAUAUGUAUAUAUUUGCUGUUUUGUAGAGAAGGGCAGUGCAGCAUUGAAAAGGAAAUUAUCUACAACAGCUUUCAAGAGAGUACCCUAAUUUAUAUUGAUCUAAUCUAUAUCUUCAUUUACUGCGUGAAAAAUGGUCCCCUUUUUUAUUGUUAAAGGUGGAGUUGCAUGGGGAAGUAAUAAUCAAAGAACUAAAACCGCACAAGACAUUCCUAUAAAAAUUUCUGAAUAUUCUUCUAUUUCUGCACAAAUGUAUAAUUAGUAUUAAAGUGCUCGUUUUUCUUGACUAACAUCUCAAGGUAAUGAAAAUUGCAUCAAUGCUGGUAAUACAGUAUUUAUUUAGUUCCAAAUUGCAAUGAAAAAAUAAUAAUUCUACUAUCUUGCAAUAAACACAUUUUCUAAAUUGGAUAAUAAAAUAGUUUUGUUAAAAUUUGUUUAAAAUAUGGUUAUUAUCUUGUUUCAUGCCUUCAAUGUGAAUGUAUUUUUUGUCUUCUAUAGACAGCCAAAAAGCCUAUAUAUAGUUUUAUUUUUUAUUUUUUUGCACCAUUGGAUGACUUAAUUGGCUGGGUACACAAAACAGAUGUACAUUUUGAAUUUUUGUUUUCUGUCUGCUUUUUAUAAAUCUAAAAAAUGUAUACUUCCAGUGCCUGUCCGAUAAUUUUAUUUCAUUUUUAGUGGCAUGCUUUGAAUUUGCCAGUGUGCAAAACAAUUAGUUUGGAACACAGAUGGCAUGUGAGUGAAUUAAGCACCAUUUUGAGCUAUUAUAUUUUGAAGCUGAAUUUACAUUAAGUGCCAUUGUUUCAGAAAUAAAUUGUAGGCAGGUACAAUGUUUAGUUUUCUUUUUCUGUAAUACAGAGCACUCGAAAAGUAAGACUUUGCAAUGUUCGUUCAGGUUGUCCUCCAUACCUUUUUAAAAAUAAUAUUAAAUACGUUUUUUUGGUUGUUUUUUUGUUUUUAUAAUUUAAGAGAGGUAUUUUCUUACAAAUGUCUGCUAAUUGUGUACAUUCCGGGUACCUAACACAUCCUUUCUUAUUCCAGUAAUGAAAUGGAAAAAAAAAUAAUGUACAAGAUUGUGCAUGGAUCGAAAUGUCACUAGAUAUUAUAAAUUUAUAAAUAUAUAUAAAUAUAAUUUAUUGAGUUUUUACAAGAUGUAUCGGUUGUAGACUUUGAAUUAACAUUUUUCUUAUUGAAUGCUUAUAUAGUUUUAUAGAAAGAACUAUCUUUACAAGCUAAGUGAAGCUGACUUUUUCUUACAUUUUAUACUGAAUAAAUUUGCAUUCCGCAGGUUUUCAUGCAGUAGCUGGAUUAUGUUAGAAAAACUGGUUUGGUUUUAUUUGAUGAAAUUAUAUCUGGCUUGUGCUGCUAGUGUGGAGUUGUAAGACACUAAACCAAGUUCCAUUCUGCUUUUUUUGUUAACUUGGCAAGCAUACCUUUUACCAAAACAAUAAAGAUAAACAUGACUUGUUAA